AUGCGGUUCCUCAAGACCAUCGCUGUGAUUGUUGGGCUGGGCUCUUUGACGCCUACUUUGGUCGAUGCGCAGGGUGAAACCAAAAUCCACGAAGAGGGCCGUUGUGCUAUCCGUGGUCAUUGUGGGAAGCAAUCUAUCUUCGGUGGAGAAUUGCCCUGUCCUGAUAAUGACUUGGCACAACAACCAGAAGACGCAGUGCGCCAGAAACUAAUUGAUGCGCUUUCAAGUAACCUCAAGCUAGCCGAGGGAAUUAUCGCCUCCUGCCCCGCCUGCCGAGACAAUUUCUUCAAUACAUUCUGCACCUUUACAUGCUCUCCCGACCAGUCGCUUUUUAUCAAUAUCACCAAAACUGAGGAGCACAGCUCUGGCAAAAGACUUGUGACCGAGCUGGAUAAUGUUUGGUCCGAAGAAUACCAGAGCGGCUUCUUCGAUAGUUGCAAGAAUGUAAAGAAUGGUGCCUCGGGUGGAAAAGCCAUGGACUUCAUUGGCGGUGGCGCUCAGGACUAUACCCAUUUCAUGAAGUUUCUAGGUGAUAAGAAGUUUCUUGGAAGCCCCUUUCAGAUUAAUUAUCACACAGAGCCCAGUGGAUCUGACCCGCAGGGAAUGAAGGCGCUUUCAAUCAAGCCAAAGGCCUGCAAUGACGAAGACAAAUCAUUCCGAUGCUCUUGUGUCGACUGCCCGGAAGUGUGUCCGGAGUUGCCCGCCAUCUCUCCUCACAAGAUAUGUCAUGUAGGACUUCUACCGUGUCUGUCCUUUGCCGUUAUCCUCGUUUAUUCCAUCUUUCUGCUGUUUGUUAUGGCUCUCGCGAGCUACGUCACAUACAAAGAACGUCGGUUCCGCAAGCCAGAGCGGGUGCGCUUAUUGCAAGAUCCCACGCCCAGCGAUGACGAAGACGAAGGGGAAAUCAUGCACCGUGGAGGAUACAUGGAACGGCCACAGGGAGUGUAUAAACUCAAUUCUGUGCUGUCAGCCUUGUUUCAUCGCAUCGGUGGUACUUGUGCGCGGUUCCCAGCAAUCACAAUAUCUUCCAGCAUCAUCGGGGUGGCGCUACUGAGCCUAGGGUGGUUGAGCUUUACAGUUGAAACGGAUCCGGUACGACUCUGGGUGAGCCCGUCAUCUGCAGCCGCGCAGGAGAAGGAUUUCUUUGAUCGGAAUUUUGGUCCAUUCUACCGAGCCGAGCAGGUAUUUUUAGUAAAUGACCGCCCAGAGAACGACUCACGUCCCCUCUUGGACUAUGAAACCCUCACUUGGUGGUUUGAUGUUGAGUCUCGUGUCCAACGCGUGAUCUCGUUGGACCAGGGUCUCAACCUCGAUGACGUUUGUUUCAAGCCGACUGGAGAAGCCUGUGUCGUGCAAUCGGUUACUGGGUAUUUUGGCAGCUCAGUCUCAAAUCUUGAUCCAGAUACAUGGGAAGACCGGCUCAGCCACUGUACAGAGUCGCCUGGAGACCCUAGCUGCCUUCCUGGUUUCUCGCAGCCCCUGAGGCCCGAAAUGAUUCUUGGUGGAUAUGAAGAGACAGGGAAUGUGAUGGAUGCCAAGGCACUCAUUGUGACGUGGGUGGUGAAUAAUUACGCACAGGGUACAGAAGAAGAAGCAAAAGCCAUCGAUUGGGAAAACACUUUCCAGGCCGUUCUCGGGGUAGUCCAAGAAGAAGCUGCCGAGCGAGGCCUUCGCGUGUCUUUCAAUUCCGAGGUCAGUUUGGAACAGGAACUAAACAAGUCUACCAACACCGAUGCGAAGAUUGUUGUUAUCAGCUAUCUGAUCAUGUUUUUCUAUGCCUCGAUGGCCCUGGGCUCGGUCACAGUUACCUGGAGGUCUCUGCUGACCAACCCUUCCAAUGCUCUUGUGCAAUCUAAAUUUACGCUGGGGAUUGUCGGAAUCGUCAUUGUUUUGAUGUCUGUCUCCGCAUCAGUCGGCCUGUUCUCGGCAGCAGGCGUCAAGGUAACCUUGAUCAUUGCUGAAGUUAUUCCAUUCUUGGUCCUGGCAGUGGGAGUAGACAACAUUUUCUUGAUCGUCCACGAAUUCGAGCGAGUCAACAUCAGCCAUCCUGACGAAGAGAUCGACGAGCGAGUUGCCCGGGCAGUCAGUCGAAUUGGACCUAGCAUCUUCCUGUCUGCUUUGACGGAAACAGUGGCCUUUGCCCUGGGUGUCUUUGUCGGCAUGCCUGCUGUCAAGAAUUUUGCCGCUUAUGCCGCCGGUGCAGUCUUCAUCAACGCGAUUCUGCAAAUUACCAUGUUCAUCUCCGUCUUGGCUCUGAACCAGAGACGCGUCCAGAGUCUCCGUGCAGAUUGUGUCCCUUGUCUAACCGUCCGGAAAGCAAACUCGUUCGGCUUUCCUGAGGAAAAUUACGACGGACAGGAGGUAGAGAGUACUUUGCAAGCCUUCAUCCGUAGGGUCUACGCGCCUUUCCUCCUAGAUCGGCGGGUGAAAGCAGGUGUUGUUAUAUUUUUCUUGGGUCUUUUCACUGCUGGUCUGGCCUUCAUCCCAGAGGUUCCUCUCGGGUUAGAUCAACGAAUUGCGCUUCCUAGCGACUCAUACCUGAUUUCAUAUUUCAAUGACUUGGAUUCAUACUUUGGGGCGGGGCCUCCGGUCUACUUUGUGACCCGGAAUGUGAAUGUUACCGAGCGAAGCCACCAGCAGCAGCUCUGUGGAAGGUUCACCACUUGCGAUGAAUAUUCACUGCCCUUCAUCCUCGAGCAAGAGUCUAAGCGCCCGGAUGUGUCUUAUCUUGCAGGCUCUGCCGCCAGCUGGAUUGAUGAUUUCUUCUAUUGGAUCGUGUUCCUGCCUGGAAUAUCUCUCUUUCGGGGAUGCCGCAAGGAUCUGAAUUUGUGCAUUAUGCCAAAAAAUGGGAUCGAUGCUCCCACUGAUGCCUCUUGUCCCCUUGGUGGCAAAGCACCCUACAGCAAUGCCUUGGUCAUUGACGACAAAUAUAAAACGAUCAAUGCCAGCCAUUUCCGUACUAGUCACACCCCUCUUCGGGGCCAGGAUGAAUUCAUCGAGGCAUAUAUUGCAGCUCGUCGGAUUGCAGAUGGCAUCUCACAGGAGCACAAUAUUGAUGUCUUCCCAUAUUCCAAGUUUUACAUCUUCUUCGAUCAAUAUGUCUCUAUUGUGCGACUUACUGGUACCCUUCUUGGGUCGGCUGUGGCUAUCAUCUUCGUCUUGACCUCUGUGAUACUGGGGUCUAUAGCCACGGGCGCCGUCGUCACCGCCACUGUGGUUAUGAUAGUGGUUGAUAUCAUUGGCACCAUGGCGAUCGUUGGCGUUUCCUUGAAUGCCAUCUCUCUUGUCAAUCUGGUCAUUUGUGUGGGCAUCGGUGUUGAGUUCUGUGCUCACAUUGCCCGAGCCUUCAUGUUCCCCGCUCGACCUAUUAUGGAGAAGGUGCCCGCCGAGUUCCGUGGUAAGGAUGCUCGAGCAUGGGCGGCCUUGAUCAAUGUUGGUGGAAGUGUCUUUAGUGGCAUCACCGUGACAAAGCUGUUAGGAGUUUGUGUUCUGGCGUUUACUCGAAGUAAGAUCUUCGAGAUCUACUAUUUCCGGGUGUGGUUGGCCCUGGUAGUUUUUGCUGCUACGCAUGCUCUCAUAUUCUUACCAGUAGCCCUCAGCUACUUUGGCGGUGGUGGUUACUUUGACCCUGCGUCUGACGGUGGACUAGAGGCCAAUCUCGCUUCACGUGGCUACCGCUCGUCGCUCAUCCAUGAAGAUUAUGAUUCUGAUGAAUAUUAA
This is a messenger RNA of Penicillium coprophilum, 3720 nucleotides long. RefSeq names its product sphingolipid transporter NCR1 (gene ncr1). Gene Ontology annotation, cellular component: membrane. Bases 1 to 3720 code for a protein of 1239 amino acids. The record is from RefSeq and is a predicted model, not a curated record. The transcript has 4 exons. NCBI's taxonomy places the organism in Eukaryota, Fungi, Ascomycota, Eurotiomycetes, Eurotiales, Aspergillaceae.